Molecule: messenger RNA, 2418 nt
Organism: Neolamprologus brichardi
Lineage: Eukaryota; Metazoa; Chordata; Actinopteri; Cichliformes; Cichlidae
Gene: calcoco1b
Product: calcium binding and coiled-coil domain 1b
Biological process (GO): positive regulation of transcription by RNA polymerase II
Molecular function (GO): transcription coactivator activity
Source: RefSeq, a predicted model, not a curated record
CUCACGAACUGCAUCUCCCGUGACUCAGCGAGUGUCACUAAUUUUACUCUGGUUGCAAAUGGUUCAAGAGAUGUUGUGAAAGUCUUGCACCUGCUCAUCAGUAUCGACAGACUGAUGCACAGCUCCUGUCCCGCAUGAGGUAGCAGAGCCAUCGCGUUCAUUUCAGAAGACUCAGCAAAGCUCCCUAUAGUCAUGGACAAACAGCCCAGGGUGGUGUUUCGAAAUGUGGGGCAAGUGUACUUCCCCCAAACCAGGGUGGAGUGCCACUACAGUCUGACCUCAGACCAUCAGUGGAGCAAUAGUGACUGGAUAGGAAUUUUUGAGAUGGGAUGGACUUCAGUCAAACAGUAUUACACAUACACAUGGGCUACUGUUCCUGAAGGAUACACAGAGGGAACCAGUGUUGACUUCUGUGCAGUUUUCCAGGCAUCAUACCUGCCCCGCCCCAGUACUGUAGAGUACCAAUUUGUGUAUGUGGACAAGAUAGGAGAGGUGUGUGCCCGUAGUCGUCCCUUCACUUUCUGUGCACCCAAGCCGCUUGAGGAGCUUGAGACCCUGAAAGAAGAAGAAGAUGCAGAGGAUGGAGAAGAAGAGCUGCUCUUAGUCAUUCCCAGAGCUCAGCUGCUGCAGAGUCGGCUGGAGGAGUGCUUAAAAAAGCAAGGAGGUCUGCAGCAAGCGUUGGAUGUAGCAAAAAAGGAGAUGGAGAAUGAGAAAGAAAACAGCAGAAAAACAAGAAGUGAAUGGGAAUAUGAAAGAGAAGCAAUGAAGGAGGAGAUCAUGGAGCUCAGAGGCAACCUGAGACACAGCCGCGAGAUGCUGAAGACAAUCGAGGAUGCGAAAUACAGUCAAGAAAGUCUGGCCUCUGAGCUGAGUAAACUUGCGGCUGAAAAAGCUGAAAGAGAGCAGCGCAUCAAAGACCUGGAGGAGGAUGUCGAGAUUCUGGCUGAGCGAGAGACAGAGCAAAACAGGGAACUGGAAAGGCUGAAAGAAAGAGUGAAGAAAAUGUCCUGUCAAAUGAAGCACGAUGAGGAGAAGAGGAAGUCUCUGCAGAUGGAAAAUGAGGAUGCUCUGGCCGAGGCACGACUGCUCCAGGAACGUCUCGAGGCCAGCGACCACGUGGCAGAAGGCCUGCGUAGGGAGCUGAGGGACCUGAGCACCCGACAGGGUCACACCCACACUGACCUGCACCAAGCCCGACUCCAAGUGGCCCAGCUCACACUGCAGCUGUCUGAGGAGAACCUCCUCCUGAGGGAGGAGAGGGCCAACUGGGCUUUGGAGAGAGAGGCAUACAGACAUGCAGCAGAAACUGACAAAAAGAAGCUGCAAGAUCUUGCCUGCGAGGUGCAGAAGAAGGAAGAGUGGCUCCAGGAGGAGAGGAUGGAGAGGGAGAGACUGGAAGUGCAGCUCGGGAGAGAGAAAGACUAUAAUAAAGUGCUGCUGGGUGAGGCGAAGCGUGAGCUGCAGGAGCUGAGGGCCAGUUUGAGAAAGGUCCAGAAAGAAAGGGAGGAGGAACAGCUUCAAAACCAGGAUUUGGUGAACUACAUCCAUCAGUUAGAGCAGAGAUUAGGGAUUGUGUCAGAAGCUGAAGCAAGCAGUACAGCUCCCACGUGCGUAUCUCCUGGCUCUACCCCUGCGAGUGAUGAGAGUGCUUCCUCAGCUUCCUCCAGGUCAGUCUGUGCACUUGUUUCCUCGUCCAAUGACCUGAAGCAGCCCGACAGAGCUGAGAUUCCUCCUGAGAUACAGAUCCAGAGCGAGGAAGAAGACACACCAGCCUCUGACACACAGGAUGAGGAAAGGGAGCAGCGUGAACCCUCCGCUGCUGAAAGAAAGAAACUGAUCCUACCAGAGCUCAUCAACCCCGUCCUCAGUGAGCUGGCUGACUCCCCCAUGUGGUAACACAGGGAUGGAUGGCAGGUUUCCCGUGUACCACUGCGGUAUUAUUUUAUAUGGGUCAUAAGAACACUUGAGACCUAUAUAAAGUCCCCGUCACAAAGGGUAUUGUGCUUUUACCUCAUGAGUGUCAUUUAGGAAUUUGCAAGUCUUAAGUGGGCUAAUUUUCGCUGUUGUUUUAUGCUGUUUGUGGUUUUAAUUCUGAUGCAAACUUAGUGACACUCAGGAUGAAUUUUAAGUGCAAAUUGAAUUUUUGUUUUCCGAACUUUUAGAUGAAGAAUCGUAUUUUCGAACUUUUAUUUCAUUAUUAGGUGUCUGUGUCACAGCUGUUGUGAGAUAUCAGUUGCACACACUAGCCCCCCCUGGGCUCUGCAUGUGAGUGUGACUGCACAAAGUGUGUCAAGUGUGUGGGUGUGGGUCACAGUCAAGUGCAAAAUGCUUUGCUCCUGGCUCGUUUGGUGCAGUUCAGGUAAAGGUUUGUUAUUCAAUGGUGCUCUUUAAUAAAACAUAAUAAUGAAUACCAGGUGA